UAUAUAAGAAGCUUUGCAACACCGGCCUUGUGUCUACGGUGCCCUCUGCGCUACAGGACAGUGGUGCGGGGUUCUGGUCUGUACAAUAUCUUAGCUUUGUGGUGCCAAUGAGGCCUGGGCAGUAUACUUCUGAUCGUUCCCAGAGGAGCUCUUAAAGCCUGAAAUCUGUAACCCGCGUUCUUUUGAUAGUCCCGAUUUGUGGAGCAUUGUUGCAAGGCUUACUAGUGUAGGUAAUCACAUCUGAAUGCAAUGGUUCUCUCUAACUCCAAGCUGAAAAGAAAAAAGAGAGAAGAAGCCGCUAUCGCUGCUGCUCUUUCAUUGCAGUCGGGUAGCGAUGCGGUGCGCGCAGAGGAUAACUUGAAAGGUGACAUUGUUGCUGACAAUCCUGAGAAGAAAAAGAAGAAGCAUAAGAGGGCGAAUUCUAAGACUGCGGAUUCUGAUGGUCCUGCAAGUGAUGUUGGCGGGCUUAGUGCUCGGCCAACAUUAGACACUGAAGCUGAAAACGGGUUAGCAGGCAGACUGCAGGGUGCGAAGGAGAAGAGGGAUGGCGACGGCGCAGGAGCUUCACCACGUGAAGUUCAUGAGUUCCCACCUGCGGAGAUAAAUGCUGAGGGUACCGAGCGGAGUGCAGCUGGAGGCGUCGCAUCCGAAUUGUUCGAAGGUCGAACAGGCGAUCUUUACAAGAAAAAGCUCAGGAAAAAGCCUCGUUGGGAAGUCGAUGAGAACGGGAAGAGAAUCAAGCCAGCGAAAGCCCUUAAUGACGAUCCCAGUAACAUGCUUGCAUCAACACCCUCUGUUAAUGGGCUUAGUCAAUCACAGGAACCGAAGACCACAUCCGAGAACAAGAAGGUUUUAUCGGAGGUUGCCACCUCUGAUGCAGGUGACGAAAACAGAAUAUUCGAGGGGAAUGAGCCGUGGUUGGCAAGUAAACGGAAAAAAAAGAAACCCGCAACUGACAAGUGGGGGAAGAAAAUUGACCAACCCUGUGAAGAUACCUCUGCAGUUUCAGAGGAACCAUCUUCAGACGUGAAUAGAUCUGAAGUCAAAGUUGACCCGAAGAAGGUCAUGGUAGGAGGCAUGCCAUACUACAUCACGGAAAAUGAUAUACAUGAAUUCUUUCAGGAGUGUGGAACUAUUGCUGAGUUGGACUGCAUGACAUUUCCUGACACGGGAAAAUUUAAGGGCAUCGCGUUUAUUACGUUCCGGACGGAGGAGGCAGCUAAGAGGGCAAUGGCAUUAGAUGCGGCCGACAUGGGCGGGCGAUUCUUAAAAAUAGAAAUGUGCAAGAUUAAACCAUUAGAGGUAGGAAAUAAACCUCUGUUUAAGGAACCUCCUAAAAAGCAACCUGGUUGCCUGGCUGCAUACAUAGGGAAUUUGUCCUACGACAUCACAGAGAAAGAAGUUAGAAGAUUCUUCAAAGGAUGUAAAAUAGAAUCUGUUAGGUUUGCAGAGAAUAAAGAAACUGGAGAGUUUAGGGGAUUUGGGCAUAUCGACUUUGCCGACGACGAAUCACUAGAAGCUGCAAUGAAACUUGAUCAAGAGCCACUUCUAGGUAGGCCGCUCAAAAUAGCUUACUCAGUUCCUCAGAAAGACAAGAUAAUGGGAGUUCGAGGUGGAUCGAAGCCAGCAGAAACGAAAAAAGGCUGUUUUACAUGUGGAGAGGAAGGACAUAUGUCCUACAACUGUCCUCUGAAAAUUUAGAAACAAUAUCUGCAUUAGUAUUUAACCUAUACAUACUGUUAACCAGGAACUGUUUUUCAAUCGUGUUGACGGUGGUCACUAAGCUCGAAAACCGGGAAGGUUGGUUGUUAAACUAUUCAGUUUGGGACAAAAAUCAGACACGUUGCAAAAGAAGUAGACUAGAACACGGUAUGUGAACUUUUAAAGAACCAAUGAAAAACUAAUUAAUAGGAUUGAAAAUUACAUACAUGAUGUUCUACCGUUUACAAGUUUCAUUGUGCGACGUCUCUUAAACAGUUUGAAAAGAUUGUACAAACAAAUGUAGAUAAUACAGAAAUAUAUUUUAUGCUGUAAGACCUUAUUGAUAGGUUUUAAA
Messenger RNA from Physcomitrium patens, 2056 nucleotides. RefSeq lists its product as uncharacterized. The record is from RefSeq and is a predicted model, not a curated record. NCBI's taxonomy places the organism in Eukaryota, Viridiplantae, Streptophyta, Bryopsida, Funariales, Funariaceae. Gene Ontology annotation, molecular function: RNA binding; zinc ion binding.